AUGCUCGGCGUGCAUACACCUAGUCUGGCGGCUUCUUACCAUUCCGAGCUUUUGGGUCAAAAUUUAAAGGCAGCUUCCGGUGACAGACGCCUCUGUGGAGAUUUUUCUCCGGCAAGCAAAAACGCGAGGCCGUCGUGCUGCGCCUGGGUUCCUGCAGCUGGCUGCAAAGAGGGAACUGACACAGGCUAUGCUGCCUGCUCGAACUGUUGCUGUGGCACUCCGCCGCUGUUGGCCUUCGAGCGCUUCCAAAACGAUUUUCGGUUACCGUGUCCACUUCGCUCUUCAGAGUGUGUGCCCUCUGUCGAGGCGUCAGUCCCGGGACCUGCCGCUGCUAUGACUCUAGGAGUGUGUUCGUGCACGGCUGUGCGGCAGUUCUUUUCGUCCGACCGGCUUCUGCUUGCACUGGAUAAAGGCGGCAACGGCGUUGUUUCCCACUGGUCAUCUGGGCGUGCUGAGGAAGGCGAGACCAGCGGAGAGUCGGGGGAGAGUCAAGCCGGUGACGCAGACUGUCCCCCGUCCUCCUUCUUCUCUCUGAACCUACCCAUUCAUCGUUCGGAGAGCAACCCCAUCAUCACGCCUCUUCUCUCUGUUGUUCCAGCGACCACAGGCAACAGCCGACUUCUCUCGGUCUACGACCUGGUCACUUCUUCCUUCGUUUUCUACGCACGGCCUCCUGCGGGGGACUCCACUGUCUUUCUCACAAACAGCGUACGUUCUGUGUCUCCUGUUCCUCUGACCACGUAUUACACGUCGCAUGUGCCUGGGGGGUGUGGCGACUCUCCAGACUUGGCGCCCUUGUGGAGUGUCGGUGGAACAAGGCGGAAACUGUGGAUGCACGCACCGGGUGGCUCUUCGGGAAGGGGACGUGCAUAUGCAUGCUCUGCCUCGUUGCCCGCCACGCCCUCUGUUUGCAUCUCGGGAACAGCUUGGUUGCCUAACCUGCAUCCUCUGCUGCUCGCAGCUUCCACCACGGAAGGCCAGCUCCUUUUUUAUGACCUCCGAGCCUCACCUCACCCUUUCUUCGUUGCAAAGCGCCCCGCGCCAGCCUCGUGGGCUUCCUCCGUGUGUUCUGCUUCAACUGCCCAUUCAGAUCUGACAAGAGGAAUCCCAGAUCGGGGGAAGCACGUGACCGCUGACAACGCUUCAUCUACCCUGUUUUCAUCCCCGGGUGUUGCUGAUUCUGCGACUUCUUCCGUGGCGAGCGCCCAGACGAAAUCCUCUUGCGAACAGGCGCGUCCGUUUUCCUUCAUCACGACUGUCCCUUGGCUCACGUCGGCGUCAGUGCCUCACGACGGCGUCGUUCUUCCUUGCAUUUGUAGCUGCUGCCUGGGUCGAGCUGCCUGUCUCCAAGGCGAACACGGGGGAGACUCUCCAUUUCCUCCACUCGCUUCGUGCAUGAUCCAUGCUGAGGGCGAACUAUCGAGUUCUUCCUCUCAGUUGUCUCAGAAUGCGGAGUGCGCCACCAGCCAGGAAGCCAGGGAGCAGCGGAAAGGAGUGGAUAUCCGAGAAGCGGGCGGUGAAGGGAACGGGGAAGUGCCUCGUGGGCAUGUAAAGGCAGAACUAAACGGCGAUCUCCUCCAUUGCAGAGGAUCCACAACCGCGUGUUCUGGUGUUGACCAGGUAGCUGAGGUGAGCGAACCAGGCGAAAGCAAAGAGCAGGCACAUGGAGACUGCUUGAACGGCGUGGAAUCUUCCAUGAUGAGUAGAUCCGAACAACUGUUUCGAACAGACACAGAACCUGUGUCGAUUUUUACAGGCUGCGAUGCUUCAGUUGUCCUCAAGCCCCGCAACUGUCGCCGACCUCGGCCAACUAAAAGGACAAGAAGCGAACAAGUAUCGGAGCGCGACUCUGCUUAUGAACGUCGAAAUUCAGCUGCGUUCGUGGUUCCUGCCGCGACAACAUGCUCGGCUGAGACUGGCGAAGAGAUGAAUCGGAGAAUGACACGCUGCGAUAGCGACACACCAAACGGCCAGUCUGCUUUUGCGAGAGCGGACGGGAGAGGGGGUGCUAGGCGAAGUAGCGCCGAUAGCGCAGCUGAAGCAAACGAAUUGCAGGAGGAAGCAACGGAAACGACGAAAAACACCGACGGGGGAAAGCAUUCGUCUCAUGCUCGGACGAACGGCAUGAAGGAGAAAGAUGGUGCAUCCUCUGUCCCUCAUUCUCACACGAGCCAGUCGCCAAGAAAAUAUGACGGCGGUGUUGAGGAAGAGUGCCGAGUGGCAGAGGCAGGUCCCAGAAAGACGAGGUUAGCCGAGGUUGUUACAGGGCAGCGUGAGGGAGAAAAGGGGUGGAAGGCACCGUGGUUUUCACAAGAACAACGGCUCUUUUUGCGCUUUGCAACGAAACACAUUUUGAGUCAGCGCAGAGAUGAAUCAUCCAGGUGCAUCCAAACGCACACUUCAAACACCCAUGAAACAGCUGUCGCACCGGGUUUUUCCUCCCCCCACCAUCUGGACGUCUUCGACCCGUUGCCUCCCAGCUGCACAGAGAGAGGUUCAGAGGAAGAAAGAGAAGAGCGCGCAUCUCUGGGUGCCGAAGGUUCAUCGGCGCUUAACAUUUGCGCUUCUGGCGGUCAAUACCAGUUCGCCUGUACCCACCAAGCAGUCUGGUCGAGUUCCCAGUUUCGCGCACUUGACUCUGUUAUUCUCGGGGCAUGCGGAGGCUCCUCCACGCGCCAAGCGUCCAGUGUUUCUCUUCUUGCGUUGGCGGCUGAUCUGCUGCGUCUCUCGAGCGCCCCGUCUUCAAUUUUCACUUCCUUUCCCUCUUUGCGCAUUUCGCUCCCCUCCCUGAGUCAACCAUGUGGCACGGGGAUUCGCCCAGCGAUGGCUUCAUUAGGGUCGGGGUGUUCACGUAUGCCCUCCAUUUCUCACACAGAACUAGCACGAUCUGUUGCAUACGCUCAUCUGUCUAUGGCGGUCGGGGCCGCUUUCUCUGGACUGCUUCUCUCCCACCGGUUUGAUCAACACCUGGUCAUGUCCCAGUUAGCGAGGCACCAACAACGGCAGCUUCUGAAGCUGCUUCACUCGCGAUUGCCCCAUGCUUCUCGCCCGCUGACGCACGAGAUGGCGGAGGAUGUCGCACGUUCUCUUUCACGCCUUCACUGUCUUCUAGAAGGCAAAGAAGCACCCGCUGUCGCCAGCGGCGACGAAGCCCCCGCGUCUUGUGGCGAAACUCAGACUGACACGACACAGACAUCCGCUUUGUCUGAUGCACCAAGGGUGAGCAAGAAACGGAAACAGGAGACUAGUCAUCCCAAUGGACAGCGGAAGGCGCGCACCGCGUCGGGUGCCGAGCCUGAAGCUUGCCUUCUCCGGUCAUCAGACACGACUGGCUUCCAGGACUCAUCUCAAGCGAGUCCAAACUCCAGAGAAACUGCGAAUUGUGUUUCCCCCGCUCUUGCCUCGAGCAUUAUGCGCCUCUACACGCAACUGUUCCUUGCGAGCGCCGUCGCUGACAGGGACCAAGAGAGACACACACAGAAAGGAGAAACGCUACCGGCGGAGAGGGCGACGGCUACGCCGCCACCUCUGUCUCUCGUCCUGACUGCGUCUGGGUUGAGACGAGAGCUGCGUAGUGAGAAUCUCGUGUCUCCUCUGCAGAAAGGACAAAUGUAUUUCCUGCAGAACCUUCUUCUACAUCACUACCGAAACGUUACUCAAGUGCUGCGCUAUGCUGCGUCCGCUUUGUUUGUCUUCGGAGACUCGCCUUUCUUUCUGCAGCAGGCGUCUGCCGAACCUCUUUCGACAGCAGUGAAGACCAUUCGCGCAGCCUCUCUCGCAUGUUCUCCUUGUUCGAGGGUGGCAGAAAGAAAUAGUGGUUUCUCUCGCCCGUCACAGGCCGGUGAACGGAAGAGCCAGAGUCCUUGUGAGAAGAGAGAGGCCACGCCUAAACAACAGAAGGGAUCUUGUGACAUCAAGACGAACAAGCUUUCCGUGGUGGGGACUGACUUCCAGUGUGGAGUCUGCGGGGGGGUUGAGUCUCUUGUUAAGGCGAAGAUGCGUCGCUGGCUACAGGAGGAGCUUGAGCAUGGCUUUGUCCGAGUGGCGCGAAGAGUGGGACGACAAAAGGUACAGGAAAUAAGCAAAAAUGCGUCUGAAGGAUUCAGAAGAGACCGACAGGCAGGAAGACAGAAGAUGAGAGAAAUUCGAGCUCUAGCAAAAAGGACGGUGUCGUCUCUGUGUUUGUGUGAACUCUUCCGACCUGCUUCUUUUUAUCCAUCUGUGCUUUUCAACGUCUUCCGGUCCUCCGGCUUGCCGGGAAUGUCAGCAAUUCAGAGGAACUGCAUGCGCUUGCUCCCCAUCUCAGACACCGCCUUUUAUAAUCUCGCACGAGCUCAGGACAUUUGUGUGAGACAGACAGGAACCUCGAGCUUGUCUGUGCCGCUUCUUGCAUCCAUCCAGGAUCGCCGGUGGGUCUCCAGGAACUGUGGUGAGCCAGUUAGCCUUGCUGCCAGAAAACGGGAGCGCGUAUCUUCCGUGCCUUCUUCUGACGCACAUGUUCACCCUUCUGACGUUCUCCGUUCGGCUGAUAUGGUCUCUGGCAUGCCGUCGCCGCGCCGCGACUUUCAAAACCUUUCUGCGACACAAGGCUCCGUGUCGGACCAGUCUCAUCGGGGCUCGGUGGAGGAACCACCUGCUGCAGCCCACAAGAAGACAGAGAGAAAAGCUCUUUUACCGCAGUCGUGUCCCACAUCGGAGACAGAGACAAGUUUCAUGAAGGCAGAAACCAGAAGGCAGCAGCUUUUCUGCGUCGACGCUUUCGGCCGUGCCUCUGUCCUCACAGUUUCUCUCAUGCUGGUUCCGUCCAGAAGUUUGGAGAGGAGCGCUUCUCUGGGAAGGGUGAAAACACGAGACAACCUUCAUAUACUGCACCCGAGAUCGGAUCAGGAGAAAACUGAAAAGGUACAUUCGUGUGAAAGUAGCAUAGACUGCAUCACAUUUGGGUGUCAGAGGUUGAAAGGCGAAGAUUUGUCCUCGGAAACAAUUUAUAAGACAGUUGGAAAAUUGUUGAAAGGCGACGCGGAAAGAGAGGAGGUGGAAGACGAACAUGGAGACACACGUAUUAUUCUGUGCCCCUCGAUAGAUGCAAAAAACGAUGGGCUCCUGGAGCAUGCGCUUCUUAAAGAGAAGUGUGAAGCAUGUUGCGGAUCGGCUUCGGCGAAGAGGACGAUCGCGAGACCCCGGCGUGUUCGCGUUAUUGUGGCACAUCCAGGAAAUGAGGAGAACUUGUGCUGGCGCAAAACAGCGAAUGCGACACAAAAGGAGACAGUUCCUGAAAACGGCGGUGUGUGCGGUGGGAAUUCGAGUCGGAACUGCAGUGGACGGAAGGGGCAAAAUCAGGAGAGGCGAACGGCUGAAGCGCAGAAGAGGACAAGGAAGAUCGAUCCAGCCGUCGGAAUUAGUGCCUCGCCACACGGUAAUCUAUGGAAUACUCAAAAGUCGACGAAGGAGCAAAGCUGUGAGGAGACUGCGAAUGCGUUUCUCAAUCGCCUGCCAAUUCUGCCUGUUUGGAAGUUUCCUCCAUCUUCUGUCGACUCGAACGCGUCCUUCCUCAUUUCCUCUCCGUCGAGUGAGCUUCCAGCUCUGAGUACAAUCAUGUCAAGAACAGAUGGUUCUCAAGGAAGUUCCUCUCUCCCUACAAGAUCUUCAUCUACCCCCCAUUCUACUCUCCGACAAUCAAUUACGCCGCCAGUGGCUCCCAGUGUGUCUGUGACGAAGCACGGCCGUUGUCUGGGACCGUCGGCAGGGGAUUUGUCAAGAGCCCAACGGAUAGAUAAGCUGAGACUGCAAUCUGGUGGCUCUUCGGUGACAGAACCGAAGCAGAGGGAUGAUCCGCAGUCGUUUCGUGAAAUUCAGUUCAAUUGUUUCAUUACACUGGAAGAAGAUAAUUGUUUUUCUUUACGCGGGCGCAGUUCCCGUGGAGGAGGUGGAGGAGCAACUAGCAGUCGGGUGGCCUCGAUGGCUGUUCACGAAAACGGUUCCUACAUUUUCCUCGCCACUUCGACGCCGUCGUUUUUGCUUUACUCCAGCUCGGCCACUCUUCCUCCGUACAGGCGCCAUGAUAGACUUUUGUUUGGUUGUACAUUGAGUGCGCAUGCAGCGACAUCUCUUUUUAUACAUGUGUCGUCAAAACAAGGAUCAACAGGACAUACGGGACCGUUACCUGAAGGGGCCGAGCCCAAGCCACUGCCCUCGUUUGUGUUGCCUGACGCACCGGGCGGCCCACGCCCUCCACCGCCGCUUCUUUUAUCGGCCGCCCCUAUCCUUCCGUCCCACCCUUCACCUCCCUUUUUGCCACACAAUAUGGUGCGACCGUUUUCUGCCAACUCGCUAGCUCCGCUGUAUGCAGGGACCUUUGCUGCUGGGACUGUGCAAAAUAGGAAAGCGGGGGUCCAGGUGAAGGCACCGAGCGCUGGGGUGGCUGCUUUGGGUGGCAAGAAGGGACGAGACGAACAGAGGGAAACCGUGUUUUCAGAUUGGCUCACAGAAGAUGACGACGACGUACCCAGCGAUGCCGAAGACGAUGAAGAGUCCCAAGGCAGUGGCUGAGCCGCGAAGCUCUUCGGUUGAUGCCAGGAUGCAGUGGGCGUCUCUCUACGGCUCCGAAGCGAUAUGCUGGUCAUCAGCUGAUGCUUUGGAGGAGCGGGGGUGAUAACACAUUGUGUGAUUAAUUGCACCAAAGCUCCCCGUAGGUUAGUGUCGAGAGUGCGGUGCACGUGGAAAUCUGCAGUACUGUCAUUCUCUCCCGUCUCUUAUCUUUCCGUUUUCCCUUCUACAAAGGGUUAACCAUUCUGCCGGCAGCGGUUUUAGUCUGACGGUAUCUGAGAGCGACUUUCUGUUUCAGUGCCGUUUGUGAUUCUAACUGAGCUCAAGAGGCAUGAGGUGGAUGCAGCUUCCUGGAGUCCUGGGAUCGUGAGAAGAAACCAAGGCGGGAGUGUGUUGAUAUGCGUGUGGACAAAACGACAGACAAUACGUUUACGCUUGCGAGGCGACGCCGUGAUUGUUCGAAGACAGGAAAAUAUUUUCGGUGCAGCGCGACUAAAGCGAACAUUAAGAUUUGCCUAAACCCU
Toxoplasma gondii ME49 is the source of this 7070-nucleotide messenger RNA. RefSeq lists its product as hypothetical. Bases 1 to 6549 code for a protein of 2182 amino acids. The record is from RefSeq and is a predicted model, not a curated record. The transcript has a single exon. Lineage: Eukaryota; Apicomplexa; Conoidasida; Eucoccidiorida; Sarcocystidae.